AAGAGUAUGAUGAACUUUGCAGUUAUUUCCGAUCCGGACUCAAUCCUUUAGCCAUCUCUGCCUCAUCUCGUACAAUUUUGCCUUUUUGCAUCACCUUUAUAUGCGGGGCCGGUCACUACAAUGUUUCUACCUAAGGCCAAUGUUGAGCGCUCCAAAUCAUCUUAUUGAACUUCAGCGUUUGCGCUCAACGACGGACUCGAGUUUAACAUGGACGUUCUUCCCGAAGACUCGAUGAGCCAGCAGAUACAAAGUGACGGCGGACUGUCGACCUCAGAAGACUCCAGCACCCGCAGAAAUCCGCGGAGCAAUGCGGCAACAGGCGCUUCAGCCGCUGGUGUGCGUGCUCUUAGUGCGCAACUUGUCGCUUUUUAUUUCAGAAUCCCUGUAAAGGCGUUCUUUCGCACACGGGUUGAUUACAUGGCGUUUGCUCGAGCUGUUUCCCCACGUCUAUCUGAAGGUGGUCGCUGGUCCCUACACACCACUACUCCGGGUCUACUCAUUCAUGCUGUUCGCGCUUAUGGCUGGCGGUUCAUACCAAAUCAGGUUGUACCCCCUUUGCUGGCUAAUGCUGGGGUUGGAGCUGUGCUGUAUACUUCGUAUCUUCAAGUUUUAGGUGCUUUGUACGAGCCUGUGUCGCAAGGUGUGAGACGUACAUACCCACCAGCUAGCCCGAUCGAUACUUUUGUAGCCGGUUUGGUGGCUGGCUCAAUUCAGUCUGUUGUAGCUGCCCCCCUGGAUGCUCUGCAAGUCCGCCUCAGAACCAGCGAUAUUAUCGAAGGCCGUUAUCAGAGCAUGUGGCACUAUGGCCAGCGCAAACUACAACAAAUCGGGGUACGCGGUAUUUUCGCCGGCUGGAGUCUGUCAUUUUUACGCGACUCUUUCGGCAGUGCCGUCUUCUUUUCUUUCUUCGAGUACAUCAAAUCGCAGGCAUACUACUCCUUCGUUACUCGCUAUUAUGGGUCCUCAAGCCCUCAAAAAGUGGGCUAUCUGCAGUCAUCUCAGUCCAGCGACCGUGGAGUGCCGCUAAUCAAACCGCAUUAUGCUCUGGAGCCAUGUUUCUUAUUAGCUGCGGGCCUUCUCGCGUCUGUCGCCCAGCAGAUCAUCCAACACCCACUGAAUGCGAUACAAAAUAUUCACAUUGCACGGUUGGAAUACCUUGACCAUCAGGCAGCCUUACGCCCUUCGAGAAGGCAAAUGCUGCGAAUAUACUACUUAGCGUACCAGGAAACUUAUAAGCGGUGCAUAAGAAAGGCUGCUCGGGCUGGAGGCUGGACCAGAUGGCUUUAUCGAGGGUUCUUGGGCAAUACCCUUCGUCAAGUUCCUAGUACAAGUGCCGGACUCGUGAUUUUCGAGUUAGUGCGCCGCAAACAUGCAAGCAUGGCAGAUGCCACAUAUAUACGAAAAGAUGGCUACGAUAUUCUGCUGCCAUAACGCUUCUUCUCAUCUGUGAAAUUCACCCAUUAUGGGUUUUGGGACUCAAGUUGAGGACUUAUUUGGUGCGGUCAAAGUUCUUUUGGCAUGUCCCACACUCUAUCUGCUAAAUUACAGCCCAUUGCAGUCUGCACAGCAAAUCCCAUGUGGUGUCGCACGCUUACGAGUUGGUAGAAGGGUGAAGCGCUUCUCAACAAACUGUCAAAAGACUUCACAUAAUCGCGCUUCGUUGGCUGUAUAAAGAAGCGUCAUCAACCCUUGGGAGCCUUACUGCUCGGCUGUAUCUUUUAGCGGACCAUUAAUGUAUAAACUCUUUCGAGUAUUAUGUGGGCCGGGUUGUAGAUGGACUAGACAUAGAUACGAUAGUCUUUAAUCAAGUUUUGGAGC
Molecule: messenger RNA, 1818 nt
Organism: Aspergillus nidulans FGSC A4
Lineage: Eukaryota; Fungi; Ascomycota; Eurotiomycetes; Eurotiales; Aspergillaceae
Product: putative mitochondrial carrier protein
Exons: 4
Coding region: 208-1431 (407 amino acids)
Biological process (GO): transmembrane transport
Cellular component (GO): membrane; mitochondrial membrane
Source: RefSeq, a predicted model, not a curated record